CUUCCACUAACUCAGUCUGCUAGGGAUGUUCUACUAAUCAGCGUUUCAGCCAUAAUAAACUCAAAACAUUGACCCAAGUUCUGAAACUUUCGCUUAACUUAAUUGUACGUUAAUAGCCUACUGCUUGUCUCCUGGAGAAGAAAAAAGUUGUUUCAGAUUCACUGUCUGACUGAAUUGGAUAGUUGGGUUAGUGUUUUUCGUCACUUUGUCGGCGCGGAAAGCACGGUGAAAUACCUGAAUUGGAUAUUUGUCCACUAUUAUUUUACAUUUCUUCUUUGCUGUUGAACGCACUCGACUCGUGAUGGUCCUCCUGUCACUGAGCUUAGUCCUAGUGGGAGUUGUAGUGAGUCUGACUUCAGCCGACCUGGCUGGUGAAGUAGAUAAGGAAGAGUUCCUCAAAAGCCGGCUGAAGGAGUACGGUCUGAUCACCCCCAUCAGCACCGACUCGGAGGGCCACUACCUGUCACAUCUGCUCUCAGCCAACCACAAGCAGCGGGUGAAGAGGGACGCGGCACUGGGCCUGCAGCAGGGUGACCAGCUCUUCUUCAACAUCACCGCCUUCGGUAAGGAGUUCCACCUGCGACUGCACCCCAACCGCAAGCUCGUGGCCCCUGGGGCUAUGGUGGAGUGGCACGAUGAGGUGGAGGCCGUGGUGGAGGACAAUGGCAACUCGACGGAGAGCGGCAAUCGCUCCAGCGUUCGCACGGACAGGAUAAUGAACCGGGAACUUCUCAAAACAGACUGCACGUUUGUCGGCGACAUCACGGACGUGCCAGACGCCUCCGUCGCUAUAAACAACUGUGAUGGGCUGGCGGGCAUGAUUCGCACCGAUGCGGAUGAAUACUUCAUUGAGCCACUGGAGCGGGGCGCGCAGGAGCACGAGGAGAAGGGGAGAGUGCACGUGGUCUACAGGAGGUCCGCCGUCCGCCAAGCCCCGUCCGACAUCUCCGUGGACUAUCAGCUGGACGAGCCUGAGUUGAAUGUCCCUCGGGUGCUGGACAGCGUUGCUAAGCAGGUCAACCAAACGGUCCGGAGACGGCGACACGCUGGCGACGACGACUACAACAUCGAGGUGCUACUGGGAGUGGACGAUUCGGUCGUGCGUUUCCAUGGCAAAGAGCAUGUGAUGAACUAUUUGCUCACUCUCAUGAAUAUAGUGAAUGAGAUCUACCAUGAUGAGUCGCUGGGAGUUCACAUCAACGUGGUCCUUGUGAGAAUGAUCAUGCUGGGCUACUCAAAGUCCAUUAAUCUCAUCGAGAGAGGCAACCCAUCACGCAGCCUGGAGAACGUGUGCCGCUGGGCCCAAUUGCAGCAGAAGGACAACCCGGAACAUUCCGAGCACCACGACCACGCCAUCUUCCUUACUCGCCAGGGCUUCGGACCCACGGGCAUGCAGGGGUACGCCCCCGUCACCGGUAUGUGUCACCCUGUCCGCAGCUGCACCCUGAACCACGAGGACGGCUUCUCCUCCGCCUUUGUUGUGGCCCAUGAGACCGGUCAUGUGCUGGGCAUGGAGCAUGACGGACAGGGCAACCGCUGUGGGGACGAGACGGCCAUGGGCAGCGUCAUGGCCCCUCUGGUGCAGGCUGCCUUCCACCGCUACCACUGGUCCAUGUGCAGCGGCCAGGAGCUGAAGAGAUACAUUCACUCUUACGACUGUCUCCUGGACGACCCCUUCAAACACGAUUGGCCACCUCUUCCAGAGCUGCCCGGCAUCAACUACUCCAUGGACGAGCAGUGCCGCUUCGACUUCGGUGUGGGGUACAAAAUCUGCACAUCGUUCCGCACGUAUGACCCCUGCAAACAGCUGUGGUGCAGCCACCCCGACAACCCCUAUUUCUGCAAGACCAAGAAGGGACCUCCUCUUGAUGGAACAGAGUGUGCACCUGGGAAGUGGUGCUACAAAGGUCACUGCAUGUGGAAGAACGCCAACCAGGUGAAGCAAGAUGGCGUCUGGAGCGUGUGGAGUAAAUUCGGCUCCUGCUCGCGGAGCUGUGGCAUGGGCGUUCGCUUCAGAACCCGCCAGUGCAACAAUCCGGCGCCAGCAUACGGAGGCCAGGACUGCCCUGGUGUGAACUAUGAGUAUCAGCUCUGCAACACAGACGACUGCCCCAAGCACUUUGAGGACUUCAGAGCCCAGCAGUGCCAGCUCCGCAACUCGCACUUUGAAUUCCAGAACACCAAGCACCACUGGCUACCCUACGAGCAUCCUGACACACAUAAGCGGUGCCACCUGUACUGCCAGUCCAAGGAGUCGGGAGACGUGGCGUACAUGAAACAGCUGGUGCACGACGGCACGCGCUGCUCCUACAAGGAUCCUUACAGCAUCUGUGUGCGGGGAGAGUGUGUGAAAGUGGGAUGCGACCGGGAAAUUGGUUCCAACAAAGUGGAGGAUAAAUGUGGCGUGUGCGGAGGCGAUAAUUCCCACUGCCGAACGGUGAAGGGAACCUUCACUCGCACCCCCAAAAAACCCGGCUACCUUAAGAUGUUUCUCAUCCCUCCUGGGGCUAGACAUGUGGUCAUUCAAGAACAUGAGGCCUCCCCUCAAAUUCUUGCCAUCAAGAACCAAGCCACGGGACACUACAUCCUCAACGCUAAAGGCGAGGAGGCAAGGUCACGGACGUUCAUUGACCUCGGCGUGGAAUGGAACUACCUCAUCGAGGAGGACGUGGAGACGCUGCACACUGAGGGGCCUCUACAUGAUGCCGUGGUCGUCCUGAUUAUCCCCAAGGACAAUGAGACCCGAUCUACGCUGAUGUACAAGUACAUUAUUCAUGAGGACUCGGUGCCAGUCAACAACAACAAUGUCAUUCAGGAGGACACGUACGAGUGGGCCCUAAAGAGCUGGUCCCAAUGCUCAAGACCCUGCGCAGGAGGUUUCCAAUAUACCAAGUAUGGCUGCCGGAAAAAAGGGGAUAACAAGAUGGUUCACCGCAGCUAUUGUGAUGUCAGCAAGAAGCCCAAGCCAAUCAGGAGGAUGUGUAACCUUCAAGACUGCACACAGCCUCAAUGGAUUGCGGAGGACUGGGAGCACUGCACCAAAACCUGCGGCAGCCUGGGCUACCAGAUCCGCACGGUCCGCUGUGUGCAGUUCCUCCACGAGGGCACCAACCGCUCCGUCCACAGCAAGUACUGCAGCGGGGAGAAGCCGGAGAGCCGCCGGCCCUGCAACAGAGUGCCCUGUGUGGCCCCGUGGAGGACAGGACCCUGGUCCGAGUGUUCGGUGACCUGUGGGGAAGGGGUAUCACGAAGACUUGUGACAUGUCGCAUCGGUGACCAGUGCGGUGGGGAGAGGCCCGAGACGAUUCGGCCGUGCAGGCCAGGGCCUUGUCAAGAUGAGCUGUGUGCAGGGGACAAGUCCAUCUUCUGCCAGAUGGAGGUCCUGGCCCGCUACUGCUCCAUCCCCGGCUACAACAAGCUGUGCUGCGAGUCCUGCAGCAAGCGGAGCGGCACCCUGGCGCCGCUGCUGUCCGAGGGGGAGGAAGAGGUGCGCUUCGGCUCCGCUUCCCAGCUCCUGGAGACGCUGUCGGCCAACGGGAGCCUCGCGGGCCUCGCCGGUCUCCCCGGUCCUCUGCCGCCACGUCAGACCUCCUCCUCCUCCAGGGGGAGCAACGCGGGCGGACGGUCCUCUCCGAGAACGGCCCCUACGUCCCCGCCGCAGCGAAGAGGCGGCGGCGGCGGAGGCUCUGAGGGAGGCAAGGCCACCCGGCAGACGCCACCUCACGCCGGCAAGAGCCAGGCCGCCCCGCCCAACACGCACGGCUCCGGGAAGAGAGGCGGCGGUGGCGGCGGUAACGGCAACGCCCGGAGGUCGGACAGCCCCAGCACGGACAUUCGGCGGCUCCCGGCGUUCAGCGAAGUGCAGCGGUGAAGCCGGGCGGCCAGCCUCUCCUGAACUCUUUCUUUUGAGUAGAUGUACAGCUUUUGUUUUUAACUGCACAAGGCCCUCGCAAGAGAUUAGGAUUGAUCGAGAGUAAGAGAGGGAGAGAGAGAGAGAGAGAGAAAGAGAGAGAAAAAAGUGCUGGUUCACUUUCAGAUCAUAGACCCCAAUCCCAUACACACGCAGUGCCCCAAACUAAACCCCCCUCCUCGCAGAAAUGGUCUAAACAUGAGCCAUUUUCUCUGCAACAUGAGACAGGCGUGACAAAAAUAAAUAAAUCCGUAGUGUCCGUUUACCAAUUGCUUGGUCAUCCUGGGCUUGCACAUUGGCUUCACUUACUCAGUAGGAAAAUGGCUCUGGUUGUUUAGAAUAUGAGACUUAAGUUACGUUUGUGUUUACUGGCGCUCACCUAUGUUAUUGACAGAUUUAGAUAUUUAUAAACAUUUCCUGUAAAUACUAUAUAUGUAAAAUGUCAGUAUUAUUUUAAAGAAAAAAAAAACUAAGCUGAGGAUUUUAUACUAAAAGCAGUCACGUAUUUGGUGCUUUUUAUACAUAUGUAAAACAGGUCUCUAUGCAGACAUUUUUUGCAAACAUAUUUUCAACUGAAUCUGUCACAGUAUUGGUCAUUCUUGAAGUCAGAUCUUAAUUUAACUGCAGAGAGUACCUCUAGAAUGAUGUGUACCUCAGUUCAUUCAGAACACCUAAGCCCCACAGUGUUAAAUAACACACACACACGUGUGCGUGCACGUGCGCACACACACACAUAUGUGGAAAAGUGCACAUGGAUGUGUUUGGCACAAGUUGUCUGCGUGUCUAGAUUUUCAUCAAUUUUCUAUACGUUCAAUGCAGAAUGCAGUUCAAAUAGGCAGCCAACAGGCCUUAAGCACCUGCAGAGAUUACCUCUUGAAUGAGCACCACAGACUUCCACGCAGUAUCCUUAAGCUCCACAGUAUUCAAUUGGAUGUUCUGUCGGUGUGAACUGUAGAAAUGCCUGGAUUAUAUCAUAUUGCUUUGUCUCUCAUGCAGCAUCUAGCCGGCACACUAAUCAGUUGUUACCACGGCCUCUCUACUCUCCCCAUUCCCCUCUACUGGUGUACUGUAUUUUUUUUUUUUUUUUUUUUUUUUUUUUAAAGGAAACUUAUUUCCAGUUGUAUCAAGUGCUCAGUCAAUGUCACACUUGAACCGUAAAACUUUCAGGGUGGCACGUGAGUAUAUUAGAUCAUUCCGUGACACAAACACAAAAGAUGGACUUAACAAAAGACGUGAAUGUGGAACAUGGUUCACAGACCAUCACGCUGGUUUUGUACUCCUUUUGAAUAAGUCUAAGAAGGAUAUUUAUUAUUAUUAACAAGGGUUAUAUCACAACCACAAUGCAUCUGACUGCAAUAACAAGAAAACCGUUUUGUUUUUCUAUUUCAAUGGGAGUUACCGUUCAGCCGUUCACACUCCAAGUGUGUGACUGUAUAGCUCUUGUACAUAGAGAACUUUAAGUAUUUAUUGAGAGUUGAAGUUCCUAUUCUGUUCAAUGUAUGACAGCAUCUGCCAAAAGCACACAAAAAAAGGUUUGUGAAGAGCAAUAGCCUAAACAGACAACAUUCCUAUUUCUCCUGAAUGUCUACUCUUCAUUUAAAUUGGAUGUGGUUCAAGCCAGAGAGAAAUGAUACGAUGUAGUUACGAUUGCAUUUUUUUUGUUGUUGUUGUUAUUGUUAUUGUUGAUAUAUUUUAGAAGCAUUUAAGCAGUUUUAGAGCUUAGUUACACACAGGACACAUACUCAGUACUUGAGAUUUGAUCACCCGAGAAAGCUGUUUCACCAGUUGUUUUUUGUAGUUUUAGUCUCCCUGCUGAGCUGCAUAUCAGUGGGUAUUAUCACUGGUAGGCAUACUGUAGGACCCCAACAAGGCUGUUGUCUCACAGCUAUUUAAAAAAUAGUGAAAAAAAAUGAUGUUGUGUCAGAAACACAGGCAGAGAUAUCCUGUCACGUAGAAGGUAGACUAUGUGUCCCCUUUGAACCCAAAUUUCAGCAUUAGAGAAAAGAUACCCCCAGCAACGGGCAAGUCUAGAGGAGUAAAAAUGCAAAAUAGAGUAUAUAGAUGGUGUGCUUAGAUGAUAUACAGUGCAUAAUGUAACAAUGUUGAUGAUACACAGUGCCUGCAUUACAAAUUGUUGUUCUAUUGUUCUCAUUUUACAUACAUGUUGUUGACUUGCUGCCUACAGUGAAUUGCUGCUAAUAUUAUGCAAAGCUUUCAAAGUUCAAGAGGAUGCUAGUAUUUUAGGUGUUACAUUGACAAUCCCUGAGCCUCAGACAGAUAUGCUGUAUAGGAUAUGUAUUGUACUGUAUGUAUCCCUGUACUAUCCGUUGCGUUUAAGUAUUAAUGCUCUGACUAGAGUAAUUGUCAUUUCUAAUUGCUUGCAGUUUUUUUUUUUACUUUUUUUUAGAUUGAAUUGAAGUGUACACUACUGAUGCUGUUUGUUGUAAUGGGGAGCACAUAGCAAUAAAGAAUAUACUAAACCUAA
Molecule: messenger RNA, 6395 nt
Organism: Sardina pilchardus (European sardine)
Lineage: Eukaryota; Metazoa; Chordata; Actinopteri; Clupeiformes; Clupeidae
Gene: adamts3
Product: ADAM metallopeptidase with thrombospondin type 1 motif, 3
Exons: 22
Coding region: 302-3871 (1189 amino acids)
Biological process (GO): extracellular matrix organization; proteolysis
Cellular component (GO): extracellular matrix
Molecular function (GO): metalloendopeptidase activity
Source: RefSeq, a predicted model, not a curated record